Messenger RNA from Trichobilharzia szidati, 1056 nucleotides. The record is from the annotation of a GenBank genome assembly. Lineage: Eukaryota; Metazoa; Platyhelminthes; Trematoda; Strigeidida; Schistosomatidae.
AUGAGACAAGAAAUCGUAUAUUUUUAUGUCACUCUUCUACGACAUGGAGAAACAACCGAAAAUAAAAACAGAAUAAUCCAAGGUCAUUUAGAUACAGAUCUGUCAGACAGUGGAUAUGAACAGGCAAGAAAUGUUCGGACAUGCAUCAAACAAAGUGCACCAGAUAUUGUUAUUUCAAGUGAUUUGAAGAGGGCGAGAUUUACAGCAUAUGAAAUAAUUGAUGCUAAAGUUGUUGAAGUUGAACCACGGCUUCGUGAAAGAAAUUUUGGAUCACUUACUGGUCGCACGUGGUCUGAGGUUCAGAAGUUCACGGAGUCAGAUUUCCAGGUUGGACAAGAGUGUGAUGGCUGGCGCAGUGUCGGCGGAGAAUGUCCACAUGAGCUAGCAAGCCGAACACAUGACUUCCUUUUAGAUUUGUGUUCUCGUCUCCUGGAGAAGCCUGUGAUUCAUAACGAUAAUCGGUGUUUUCCGAUUAUAGGUUCCACUGAUGUACCACGAAUGGAAGAUAUAAUCACAAAAAAUUGUACUGUGUUUCCAAAGAAUGGUACGGAAAUUCCGUCAAUCAAUUACGCAGGACACAUUCUUAUUGUAAGCCAUGGUGGUUGGAUUCGACAGUUCUUAAGACUUUUGGCCUAUCAUUCAAAAUACAAGCAGGAUUUUCCGAAGCAGUGCAUCAGUUCGGUUAUGAACAAUUGCGGAAUAUGUCAAGUAGGAAUAGCAUUUGAUGUAGAGAGUCUGAAAAUGUAUCAAAAGUGUCCACCGGAUAGUCGUAGCGUUUUUAAUUCUCCACUCCCUGUUUUCGGCAGUACUAUGGUUCAAAAUGGAAAAUCCACCAGUGGGAAGAAAACCGACUCAUGUAAAUACAGUUGUUCAGCCAAUCCUAUGUUACCAAUAAUGGCAGUGUGCUACCGAUUCAACGUUACAGGUUCGCUGGCUUCACUUGUUCAGGAUCACAAUGUGCCGUCAAUGCUACCCAAUAAUAAAGAAUCUUCCCAUGAAGAAAACUUCCCCCGAGAUGAUGAGAAUGAAUAUGCCGGACAGUCAUCGAGCAAAUAA